AUGAAAGAACUUGGACAACUCAAUCAUUUUCUUGGUCUGGAGAUUGAUCAUACUCAAGGAGGAAUUUUUCUCCACCAGCAAAAGUAUUCCAGAGAUUUGUUGAAGAAGCUUGGAAUGCUGGAGUGCAAGCCAAUUGCAACACCAAUUGAACCAAAUGCUAAGAUGUGCGUGCAUGGAGGAAAAGAUUUAGAAGAUGUGACGAUGUAUCGGCAAUUGGUAGGUAGUCUGAUUUAUUUAACUCAGACUCGACCUGAUAUUUCUUUUGCAGUUGGUGUGAUGAGUCGCUAUAUGCACAAUCCAAAGAAGCACCAUAUGGAGGCCGUUCAGCGGAUGCUAAGAUAUGUGAAAAGUUCAAUUGAUUAUGGUCUUUUGUAUAAGAAAGGUGAAGAAUGCAAGUUGGUCGGCUACUGUGACUCUGACUAUGCAGGAGACCAUGAUACUCGUCGUUCAACUGCUGGUUUUGUGUUCAAGCUUGGAGAUGGAGCAAUUUCUUGGUGCAGCAAGAGGCAGCCAACUGUGUCUUUGUCAACAACAGAAGCCGAAUAUCGGGCAGCAGCAGUUGCAGCUCAAGAAAGUACAUGGCUUAUGCAGUUGAUGAAGGAUUUACAACAACCAGUAUGAUAUGCAGUUCCUUUGUACUGUGAUAAUCAAUCAGCAAUUUGUUUGGCUGAAAAUCCAGUUUUCCACGCAAGAACUAAGCAUGUGGAGAUACAUUACCAUUCUAUCAGGGAAAAAGUGUUGCAAGGAGAGAUUGGUUUGGAGCAUAUAAAAAACAGAUGAUCAAAUUGCUCACUUGUUCACAAAAGGUUUAAAUGUCAACAAGUUUGAAAGUUUCUGUCAGCAGCUAGGCAUGGUAAAGACUGGGAGCUGAUGUCGAGAGGGGGUGUUGAAGUGUACAUCAUCAGUCCUAUUUUAAUUUGACUAAGUCUGCAGCAUAGCUAUUUUUUAGCUUUAAGUUGUUAUUCUGCUAAUAGUUUAGUUUGGAAUCCGCGACUGAAGUAGUACAAAAAAAGAAAAGUUGAACCAAAAUAGUACAGAAAAAAAAAAGCACAUAAAUAGGAUUCACGCACGAAUUUCGUGCGUGAAAGGACCAAACUGCAAAAAUGCGAUUUGACCCUUUCACGCACGAAAUUCGUGCGUGAAAGGAGUAACUUGCAAAAAAAACGAUAUGCUCCUUUCACGCACUAAUUUUAAUUUCAUGCGUGAAAGAGCAAAUUUCCGUUUUGCCUUUCACGCAUGAAUUUAGUGCGUGAAUGGUACCAUAAAAAAACGGUCCCCUCCUUCCCCACCACAGAACCCGACACUUUGCCCCCACCCACCGCCAUUAACGGCGACCUAUGC
Molecule: messenger RNA, 1341 nt
Organism: Lycium barbarum (goji berry)
Lineage: Eukaryota; Viridiplantae; Streptophyta; Magnoliopsida; Solanales; Solanaceae
Product: secreted RxLR effector protein 161-like
Exons: 1
Coding region: 1-621 (206 amino acids)
Source: RefSeq, a predicted model, not a curated record